Closterium sp. Naga37s-1 is the source of this 2793-nucleotide messenger RNA. NCBI's taxonomy places the organism in Eukaryota, Viridiplantae, Streptophyta, Zygnematophyceae, Desmidiales, Closteriaceae. The record is from the annotation of a GenBank genome assembly.
AUGUCUUAUGGUGCCUUUUUUAUUCAACCUCCCCUCCCCCCAUUCCUUCUCUCCCGCCCUCAUCAGCAACAAGUCAAGGAGGGAGGUGCAAUCACUGAUAGCAAAGGCCCUCGUCGCACAUCAUCCCAGCCUGUUUCCUACCACGGGCCCUCCUCCCCCCCUCCUCAUUGCUCCCCUUCCUGCCCUCAUCGCCCCCCUCCGUCUCCUAUACCUCCCCCUCCCCUCAUCAGCCACAAGUCAAGGCGGGAGGUGCCAUCACUGAUAGCAAAGGCUCUGAUCGCACAUGAUCCCAGCCUGAUUCAAUCCACCCGCCGUAGAAAACCCGGGGAGAAAGGGGAACCAAGGGAAGGCGGGGAAGAGGGGGAAGAGGAGGAAGUGGAGGAAAGGGAGGAAGUUGGAGGGGAGGGGGGAGCUGGGGAGAAAAGGGGUGCUCCUCAAAGCGGCCCUGCAGCUGCUGUUGAUGCGGACUCGAUAAAAGCUGACUCGAUAAGAGCACUUGCGGGGAAGAGGAUUCAGUUUCUCGGGCUGCCCGAGGAUGGAAUGGGCAGGAAGAGGAGUGAGAGGAGGAGACGUGGGAGUGCGAGUGGGUUUGAUGAGAUUCUGAAGGAUAUGGAGGACGGAGAGAAGAGAGCGGGGGGAGAGGAGGAAGAGGAAGAAACGAAGGUAGAGGAAGGAGAAACAGAGGACGAGGCAGGGGCAGGAGGAGAGGAGGAAAGAGUGGGGGAUGAGGAGGGAGAGGAGGGAGAGGAGGAAGAGGGAGAGGAUGAAAAAGAGGAGGCGGAGAGUAGUGAGGAUGAGGAUAAUGUGUUGCUGAGCAAGAGACCGAAGGCACUGAUUGGUUCUGCUGCUGCUGCUGCUGCUGCUGCUGCUGCUGCUAGAGUGAGGCGAGGGCGAAGGGCUCUUGAGAGCUCUCAGGAAGAGGCAGAGAGCAGUGAGGAUGAGGAGAAUGUGCUGCUGAGCAAGAGACAGAGGGCACUGGCUGCUGCUGCUAAAGUGAGGCGAGGGCAGAGGAGUGACAGGAGGCAGAGGGGAGGAGGAGCAGCAAGAGGAGGAGAGAUGCCGAGGGAGCAGGAGGCCCAGGAAGAGGAAUGGGCUACAGGCAGUCAGGCUGCUGGUGGGGAUGGUGCAAUGAAUUUAGAGGGAGACCAAGGGGCGAUCGUUGUUCCAAACAGCACUGCAAUUGCUGCAGGGCCUGUUACUGGUAGUGCUCUUAUCGGAGGUGCUACUAUUGCAAGUGCUGCUGUGGGAGUGGAAGAGAAGGUGGAGUUGAAAGAGGAAGCCGUGAGGGAGGGCGUUCAAUUAGUGCUUGCUGACGAUUCCUUUGAUGGAGCAGAGGCGAUCCAAUGGCUGCAAUCGCGCCUGAAAGCAGCCCACGCCAGCUGGACGGACGCGAUCGCUCGAAACAGCUGGCAGCUCCUGCUGAUGGACGGCCCAGAUUGGCCUGGCAGGAAGGGGAAGAAAAAAGGGGGGAAGGGGAAGGAGAAUGGGAAGAAGGGGAAGAGGAGGAGAGGGCAGGAGGAGGAGGAAGAGGAGGAGGAAGGGGAGGGAGGAGAGAAGGAGGGGGAUGGGGGGUGGGGGGAAGUUGUGCAUGUAGACCUUUCGUUGGUGGAGGAACUGGAAGAUUGGGACACGGUGGCAAAUGACAGCAUGGCGCAGCUGCUGUCAGGUGAGCUGUCUGUUGCUGUCAGCACCCUGACGAGGCUGAUGGGUGCUGGAGAGUCCCUGGAGACAGGGGCACGCAGUGGCUGCUGGACGCUGUCAGCAUGCUUGCACGCAUGCUGUACGAGGGAAGCUCACAUGCUCAAUUCCAUCCCUCUCUGCUCUGUUUCCUCCCACCCACCAGCGCUGUGCUUGAAGCAUCCUGACGAGGCUGAUGGUUGCUGGAGGGUCCCUGGGGACCGGGGCACGCAGUGGCUGCUGCAUGCUGUGAGCAUGCUUUCACGCAUGAUGGCAGGGGAAAGCUCGUGCGAGUAUGCUGGAGGGAGGCUGCAGAUGGUUAUAGUAGAGGAGAGAGGAGGAGGUGGGAAAGGGAGAGAGGGAAGCGAGGGGAGAGAGGGAGGGGAGGAGCGAGAGGGAGAAGGGGCGAGAGAAGGAGGGGAGGAGAGAGGAGGAGAGGGAGAAGAGGGGGGAUGGGAGGAUGGAGAGGAGGAAGGGAAAGGUAGAGAAGGAAGAGAGAAAGGAGAGGGAGGACGGGAGGAUGGAGAGGGAGAAGGCAUGGUUAUUAGGGCAUGUUUGGGUCCCAGGCACAAGAAGCGGAGAGGGACGGGAGAGACAGGAGAGGUGCAACAGCAGGGGUUGAACGUCCAUGGGGGUAGUGAGGGAGAGGGGAAUGAGUGUGGAGCAGGGGCAGCAGAGAGAGAGAGGGCUCAGUCUGCGAGGGAGAAAGAGAGAUGGCAGGGGAGGAUGGGGGGUGGUGGGGAAUUCAGUGAGGGGGAAGGGAUUGUUUUGACAGCUCGAGUGAAAGAUGUAGAAGGGGGUGUGAAGGGGAGGGUCGAACAGAGCAUACCAUUGGAGGAGGGGGGACUAGAGGAAACCGGUAUCAGGGAUGAUCAGGGUGAAGGGCUUGAAGGAGACGGGAGAAGAGAUGAUGAAGGGAGUGAAAGGCUUGAAAAGAAUGAGAGUAAAGAGACCCAUGCUGUCUCAAAAGAAGGUGUUUCCAGUGGAGAGGCGCAGCCCUUGAUGCCGGCAGUGCUUGGUGCCCGAUCCAAACGUCCCGCUUCCCUGGCCGGAGGCUUGGACCGAGCCAAGCGGCUGAGGUUUGCUGGUUUGGAGGAGGCUCGGGAGGAACGCUAG